Messenger RNA from Suillus plorans, 1105 nucleotides. Its product is annotated as FRG1-like family-domain-containing protein. The transcript is spliced from 4 exons. Lineage: Eukaryota; Fungi; Basidiomycota; Agaricomycetes; Boletales; Suillaceae. Gene Ontology annotation, molecular function: actin filament binding. The record is from RefSeq and is a predicted model, not a curated record. The coding region runs from base 131 to 964 and encodes 277 amino acids. Gene Ontology annotation, cellular component: catalytic step 2 spliceosome; nucleolus; striated muscle dense body.
GUCGGGCAGUUCGAUUUGGGUGUAUGGAACGAAUUGUUUGGUUCAAAGUUUGUUCGUCGGCAUUUGCCGCAUAUACCACGGCAUUAUGAUGCAGCUUCUUUACCUGCACACAUUUCGCCGCGUGUAGUCGAUGGAGAAAGUUCGGUCCACGCAGCUCAAAUUCAAAGGGGACAAAAUCAAGAAGAAGCGCAAGAGAGAAAACCACGAUGAAGGCUCCGCCAGCAAACGUGUAGAAGAUGAGGACCCGGAAACAUGGGUCCUACCGGAGAAUGCAGCAGAAAUUCGCGGGCCUACUUUCAUUAUACACCCUUCUGAUCCUUCGCCGAUAUCAGUGAAUUUUGAUUCUACAAGAAACAAGAUUGUAUUGUCAUCUCUGGACAAGGACUCGACAUCUGAUACCGAUACCCCGUCAUUACUCGAUCGCAUACCUACAGAGGUAGCUCAGGUCUGGGUUACAACGCACGUCGCGGGAUCGGCCACUAUCAACCUUCGGACGGGCACUGGCGAAGGAAAGUUCCUGUCUUGUGACAAGCACGGUAUUGUGAGUGCUUUUAGGGAAGCGCGAGGGCCCGAGGAGGAGUGGACACCUGUUAUUUUACCCGAUGGCAUGGUAGCCUUCAUGAACGUGUAUGAAAAUUAUCUCAGUGUUGACGAGGUCGCAGGAGGUUCACUCCAGCUGCGAGGUGACAGUGAAGAAGUCGGGUUUCGGGAGCGGUUUUGGUUAAAGAUCCAAAGCAAGUAUAAGAAGGAGGCCCAUGAGGAGAAGAAGAAAAGAGAAGCGGGCUCAGAGUUGACAGUUAUAGACGAAACUUCCACCAACCAUAUGCACCAAGCCUGGGGAGCUGGACGUUCGGUGGUGUCUCAAGAAGAUAAGAAGGAGCUCAAGCGAGCACGCAAGGAAGGUCGCUUGGCAGAAGCAUUGCUGGACCGACGAGCGAAGUUAAAGAGUGAUCGAUUUUGUUGAAACCUUGUGCCGAAUUAUCAAUUCAUCUUUUGUGCAUGUCGGACUCGUGUAUCUUUGUAGUAUACUUUUAUAUUUACCCGUGGGGCAUUUCCCGUGACGGCUCACGCGCGUGUCGCAUCCAAAGGUGGAAUAAAGGGGGGU